AGCCUUCAGCAUCUGCUACAUAUUUGCUUAGGCAUCUGAUGGCUGGCUGCACUGACUCGCCGUAGAUACGAAUAAAACGCCGGCAGGCACGGUGGUAAACAGAAAAAUACGCGGCGCGGAAUAUCGAUUUGCUAGUAAAAAAUAAUAAUAAAUAAAUAAAUAAAAUCGCUUUUCGAAAAGAAAAUGCUUGUGCUAUUAAAAGUUGAAAAAGUGAAUAAUUUGGGUCGUGUGACGAACACUAUGGGUGUCUAAAAUAAAAUAUACAGAAUUUAUCAAAUAUUCAUACACACAUACAGACCAGUGUUACGUAUGUACAUACGUUUGCGGAAAACUUGCGAAAAAUAGCUACAUUCUGCCGUUCGUAAUUAGUGUGCAAAAGUCUCAUCCAAAUAGGUGUCGAAAAAAGCGCCCUGGCUGUUGUGAAAAGUGGCCAAAAAUGUUUAUUUUUAUUGAGGCGUGUCUUUGAAGAUUUAUGUGGAUUUUUGUUUUAUUUGUUUUGGUGUAAAGUGAAUACUUUCAGAGGCCUUUUGUACACAACACGGAAGAGGAAUUUUGUUUGCGAUUCCAAUGCAAAGAAGUGUUGCUUCAAUUACAGUUGAUUUAAUAUACAUACAUAUAAAUAGACAGCUGUAAAUUGUUUUUCGCUUGCUAUUCGUUAACUUGAUCUCCUUUCAAUAACGUCCACCAUGCACGAACUCAAUAUGAAAUCCAAGUAUGAGAAUAUGAAAAUCAUUUACAAUCGCAGCAAAUUCGGCUGGUAUUGGGCGCCACUUUUCGUAGCAUUUUGGUUUCUACUCUUCUAUCUCACCGUCAUACCCAGCUACCACAGCUAUCCGGAUCUACUGACAAUUGAAGAUGAAAUUACACAACCGGGCCGCUUUAUAGGCGAACGUGCUGAGAGUAUGCUGCUGCGGCUCACCAAAAUCGGUCCCAAAGUGGUGGGGAGCGCUGCCAACGAACAAACAGCUGUACAUUUUCUACUCACAGAAAUCAGUAAGAUCGUACAGGAGUCACGCACAGAUCUCUACGAUAUACAGCAGGAUGUGCAGAUUGCCUCGGGCAAUUAUGUGCUGUGGGAAAUGGUGAAUGCCUAUCAGAGCAUACAGAAUGUGGUGGUGAAGUUGACGCCACGUGGCACAAAUAGCACGGCAAGUUUGCUGAUCAACAGCCAUUAUGAUUCGGUGCCGGGGAGUUCGGGCGCUGGAGACUCGGGAACAAUGAUUGUCAUAAUGUUGGAAACUUUGCGUGUGAUUUCGAAGUACGAGACACCGCUGCAGCAUUCGAUUGUGUUUUUAUUCAAUGGCGCCGAGGAGAAUCCUUUGCAAGGAUCACAUGCCUUCAUAACUCAGCACAAAUGGGCAAGCAAUGUCAAGGCUCUCAUCAACUUGGACUCAGCAGGUUCGGGUGGUCGCGAAAUUUUGUUUCAGUCCGGUCCUGACCACCCUUGGUUGAUGCGAUAUUACGGUCAACAUAUCUUGCAUCCUUAUGCGUCAAGCAUUGCCGAAGAAUUAUUCCAAAAUGGAUUUGUGCCUUCGGAGACAGACUUCAGGAUAUUUAGAGACUUUGGAGAAAUACCGGGCUUAGAUAUGGCACACACUGUCAACGGCUACGUCUAUCACACCAAGUAUGAUCGCUUCAAUCUGAUACCACGCAGAACGUAUCAGCUCACCGGCGAUAAUGUAUUAGCGCUCACUAAAGCUUUGUGUAAUGCGGCAGAAAUGGAAGAUCCAGCGAAAUAUGCUGAGGGUCAUACAAUUUUCUAUGAUGUGCUUGGUUGGUUUAUAGUCUACUACCCGGAAGAAACUGGCAUUGUGAUAAAUGUUUUGGUUUGCGUCAUAGCCAUUAUCACUAUAUUGGCCUAUAUUUGGAAUAUGGCACACCAGACGGGCAUGUUUAGGCGUCGCGUUUUUAUCAAAUUCGGCAUCUUAUUGGGUGUCCAAUUCGCCGCUGUGAUUCUGGCCAUAUUGCUGACUAUCACAAUUGCGAUAUUCAUGGAUACUGUUGGCCUUUCAAUGUCGUGGUUCUCCCAGCAAUGGAUGACUUUUGGUUUGUACUUCUGUCCGAUGUUCUUUAUGAUGGGCUUGCUGCCGGCGGUCUACUUGAGUCGCACAAAGGAGCAUGGAUUACCGCUGGGCUAUGCUAUUCAGCUGAUUAUGCACGCGCACUGCUUGAUUUUGACUAUGGUUUGCAUUAUACUGAUCUCAUUUAAUAUACGCUCGGCAUUUGCGUUGAUGCUUUGCAUUGGUUUCUACGUACUAUCGGUGAUCUUGAAUAUGGCCACAUGCUUCCAAAAGACUACGUUCCUCUGGCUAAUACCGCACAUCAUCUGCCAGCUGAUGCCUUUCCUCUUCUACAGCUACUGCUGCUAUGCUUUCUUUGUUACUUUUGUGCCGAUGCAGGGUCGCGAAGGUAGUAGCAAUCCUGAGCUUUUUAUCGGUGGCUUUACAGCGCUACUCUGUCUGCUGUUGGCACCCUUUUUGGUACCACUUUUGUGCCUCUUCCGCAAGUCGAAGACCAUCAUUUCCAUCUUCGGCGUCAUUUGCUUGGUAUUCAUCAUACUAGCUGCCACACCGGUUGGCUUUCCAUAUGCCGAACGUGAAGCGCCACAGCGUUUCUAUGUUGCGCACACAACACGCACCUUCCACAACGGCGAUGCUGCGAUGUCGGUUCGCUUCAACGAUUCUGGCUACUACGUUGUGCCGGUCGAUCGUCGUCCGCAUUCAAUAGACUACUUGUUUGAGAACAUAAAUGCGAGCAAAUCCAGUCAACUGGGUAUUGACUGUGAUACAGAGGUGAUGUGCGGCUAUCCGAUUUACAGUACGCGCUGGUUGGGCUAUCGUGAUCAAAGCUUUUGGGUCGAUGGUCCUGCACCCAAGGCUGGCAGCUGGCCGCGUUUGAGAAUUCUGAGCAAAGAACGCAUCUCAUUUACGAAUCUGAUUAUUAGCCUGGAGGUGGCAGGUCCGGAUCACAUGAGUGUUUUCAUACAACCCAUGAAUGAUACAAAACUGGUGGACUGGUCAUUCGAUCGUACGCCAAUUCAGGAGAACUUUAAGACGCCAUACUUUAUAUAUCUUUCAUAUGCUUUGGAUCCGGCGCCUUUUCGGUUUCAUUUGGAAUUCGAGGUAAUUAAUGAAAAGUUACUUAAUUCUAUAUUUUGGAUCGAAUUUCAGUCAUCUGUUGACAAAUUAGGUUUGGAGAUAAACCCCUUUUCGGGACUCGCUUUAAUGAACUUUUAUGUACUAUUGGCUUUACCAUUUUGAUCCUAUAGAUUGGUUUAGUUUUUGCCCGAGAAGCCUAAUUUUUUUGAGAAUUUCCAAUUUUUCUUUGGUUUAAAUGGAGGUCAGAGGGUUUUGGUUCUCCAGUUGUCUUCUUGACCUGAGUUAGAGCGAUUAUCUGACCUAAGAGAAGACAAACUCGAAGAUGAAACUAUUUUAAGGCCGCUUUUGUUGCUGUAGCCCGACUCCUAAUUACCUCAUAGAUCACGUUGAAAGCUUCAAAGAGUUAAAAGGCUAAACUUCAAAGCUCAAUACUACAAGUAUUAUUA
Messenger RNA from Rhagoletis zephyria (snowberry fruit fly), 3544 nucleotides. Its product is annotated as endoplasmic reticulum metallopeptidase 1. Gene Ontology annotation, molecular function: metalloexopeptidase activity. The record is from RefSeq and is a predicted model, not a curated record. Gene Ontology annotation, biological process: proteolysis. NCBI's taxonomy places the organism in Eukaryota, Metazoa, Arthropoda, Insecta, Diptera, Tephritidae.